UCGCGUACGGCACGCUGACAAAAGUAUCGACAUCUCGCGGCGAGUUUCUUGUUUGAAACCAGGCCUAGCAUACCGAACAGUGCUCUUGCAUUGCUAGGGACGGCUAUAUACGCCUACGGUCGUUACUCCAACAAUACAGCGAGACCCCGCACCAGAUAUCGCGACAACUACAUCGUCUAGCUUAGGCUUCGAACUACAGUCAUGGCGUCUCACGUAGUUGUCAUUUCGACGGAUCUACGCCGAGCAACAAUCAAAGUCACGCCGUCCACAUAUCUUAUCGAUGUGCUCCAGGAAGCAUGCAAGAAGCUAAAUCUUAGCAGCGACAAAUACCUAAUGAAACAUAAGCAAAAGAAUGUCGAGCUAGCUAUUCCUUUUCGGGCGUCUGGUCUCACUGGUGGUGCCAAGCUGGAGCUAGUUGUCAAGUCGAAUACACCCUCUGCGAUCCAGAUUGCGCUGCAGCUGCCACAGCCUGAAGCUAAGGACGUUCCUGGUGGCCGAUUAAUUAAAAAGUUUCCCUCAGACUUGACUAUAUGGAAGAUAUUGCGCCAGUUUGAGAGCGGAGAUGCCAGUGCAGGUCGAAACAUCAACAUCACUGCCCGAGGUGUCGCACAAACCGCAGGAGCCGAAGAAACUGGCGCUGGUCAACUGUACUACGAGACACCAGUAUUGAAUAUCAUGGGCCGAGACUUUUCAACUUUUGCCGACUUUCAAAAGACAAUGUCUCAGCUUGGCCACAACUCUGGUAAUGUUUUGAUCCGUCUAACAUUCAAGACUACGCGCCAGACUCUAUUUGAAGCCAUGAAUGAGAUUGGGGAAUACUUCAAAGAUUCUGAUAUCCCCGAACCUUCACCGUCUUCGGCUGAUGCUGGUGUAAAGGCUCCAGUGAAGGAGACAUCCCAACCAAGCACGGACGUACCAAUGGCAGACGCACCAGCUGUCGAUGACCAAGCACCUACUGAAUCGAUACAAGCAGAACCGCCAAAAUCUGCUAAGACCCCAGCUCAAGAAGCGCCUCAAAAUCCAUAUGAUCCCAUCAACGUGUUCCUUGCACCAAACAAUACAGUUCCGGCGGCCGCCAAUCUACCAUUAGAUGAUACAGACUUUACUCCGACUGUAGCGCACGCACAGCUACAUCAGGCUCGCCUUCAGGAAAGCUCUCGCAAUAGAAGACUUCCUUCGGACCAGGAGCUGGAGGAAAAGGCUGCAGCAGAAGCAGCAAAGGUAGCAGCCAUCAAGUCAGUCCUGGUGCGCGUUCGAUUCCCCGAUAACACUAGCAGCGAUUGGCAAAUCGAGCCCUCUUCGACAGGCGCUUUCCUGUACGAGGCUGUCCGCCAUGUCAUGGCUGCCAAAGAUGAACCGUUUCACUUGGUAUUGUCUGGUGGUACUACUGUUAUCAAGGAUGACAGUAGCGAAAAGCAUAAUCUCAUUAGAUCUUAUAAGCUCUCUGGGAGGGUUCUUGUUAAUCUUAUUUGGAAUGACAAGGUAUCCAAGGAGAUUCGCAAGCAGCCGUUCUUGCUCUCGAAUAUUGCCAAACAAGGUCAAGAGAUUACAAUGCCGGCUCUGCCAGAACCAAUUCCUGAGUCAGAGAACGAAGUUGUAGCGCGAGUUGACAAGAAGGAACGCAAAGCAACAGAUAGCGAUGGAAAGAAGAAGAUACCAAAGUGGUUGAAGUUGGGCAAGAAAUAGCAUAUUCAGUGUAGUAGAGAUGACAUACAUAGCAUGGUUCGGCGUUUUAUAAAUCAAUAAUUACAAAGACAAGGUCCCUUCAACAGAGUAAACAGUGAUGUAUGUAAAGGUGCAGUAAACCAGUUGUCGAAGCAUAUUGAAUCACAUCAUAAUCCACACAGGACAGAAGCUUUUUUAAUUUUUAUCUUAUUUUUUGAUUGUAUAACUUUGCGAGCUCUCUCCUCCAGCAACCCCCUAAAUAUAGGAAACAUGCGAGGACCAGUGAUCGGAAAUGUGAAUCGCGGGUCUGCUGGAAGAGAAAAGCGUCAUGAGGGGUUGAUCACUGUCCUCUAUAAACUUUUUCGUGACUCGGGACGGGAAAGAAAAGAGAAACGCCUGGGGGAGUUGCCAAUUUAGUGACCGGCACGGCGAGACUCAACGACGACGCGCUGCAUCUCCUCAACCUUUCUCUUGGCACGGCCGAAGGUACCGAGUCUCUUCUUGGCGAGCUUACGGGCACGCUUGUCCAUGGAGUUACGGAGCAACUCAAUAACACGGCGCUCGUAGGGGGCAAGGCUAUAAUAGUAAUCGUGGUUAGCUAGGAUGUCCUGUGCGUUGUCGUGUGUUCAGCAGUCGUUUUCGGUUCGCAAUCAUCUCAUCAAAACGUAUACGCGGUCCGGGACGUUGUCCACGCCAGAAUCUUCUUCGUCCAAUUCCGUCGUAGUUUCGUUCUCGUUUCCGCGCAACGUUUGCAUGAUAAUGAUGGUCGUUGAUUCGAAUCCGAACUGCUUGGGGGGUGAAAUAUCUUACCCAGCGACCUCACGGACAACCUCGCGGACGAAAGCAGUGCGCUUGGAGAGGUGGCCCUUGGUGCGGGAAACACGGGGCUUGGUAACACGGGCGGUGGUCUUCUAUAAACGGGGGAAAAUCCAAUAGUCAGCGUCCAUCGUCUGCAAGAAUGAAGUGCUUAGCGGGCAUUGGCAACAUGAGCGACGACAGAAGGUUGGCCCUUCAAUAUUCGUCCCUCAUGUGCAACAGCCGCAUCGCGGGAGCAGAGAUCCUCCACGAGGUGAGACUUUGACACGUACGUGGCCCUUG
This is a messenger RNA of [Torrubiella] hemipterigena, 2763 nucleotides long. Lineage: Eukaryota; Fungi; Ascomycota; Sordariomycetes; Hypocreales; Clavicipitaceae. The record is from the annotation of a GenBank genome assembly.